UUCACCUGCUCAGAAUGUGGAAAGGAGUUCACUUCAUCAUCUCAACUGAGGGUACAUCGGCGAGUUCACACUGGGGAGAGGCCGUUCACCUGCUCUGAAUGUGGAGAGGCAUUCACUCGGUCAUCUCACCUACUGAGACACCAGCUGGUUCACACUGGGGAGAGGCCGCUCACCUGCUCAGACUGUGGGAAGGAGUUCACUUCAUCAUCUCAACUGAAGGUACAUCGGCGAGUUCACACUGGGGAGAGGCUGUUCACCUGCUCAGACUGUGGGAAGGAGUUCACUUCGUCAUCUCAACUGAGGGUACAUCGGCGAGUUCACACUGGGGAGAGGCCGUUCACCUGCUCAGAAUGUGGAGAGGCAUUCACUCGGUCAUCUCACCUACUGAGACACCAGCUGGUUCACACUGGGGAGAAACCGUUCAGCUGCUCAGAAUGUGGGAAGCGAUUCACUCGGUCAUCUCACCUACUGAGACACCAGCUGGUUCACACUGGGGAGAAACCGUUCACCUGCUCAGAAUGUGGGAAGGCAUUCACUCGGUCAUCUCAACUACAGGAACAUCAGCAAACUCACACUGGGGAGAAACCGUUCAGCUGCUCAGAAUGUGGGAAGGGAUUCACUCGGUCAACUGACCUGAAGGUACAUCAGCAAGUUCAUUCUGGGGUGAGUCCGUUCACCUGCUCUGAAUGUGGGAAAGGUUUCAUGCACUCAUCCAAACUACGGAGACACUUGCUGGUUCACACUGAGGAGAGGCCAUUCACCUGCUCUGAGUGUGGGAAGGGAUUCACUCAGUCAUCCAAACUACAGACACACUGGCUGGUUCACACUGGGGAGAAACCGUUUGCCUGCUCGGUAUGUGAGAAGGGAUUCACACGGUCAUCUCAACUGAAGGAACAUCAGCGAGUUCACACUGGGGAGAAACCGUUCACCUGCUCAGACUGUGGGAAGGAGUUCGCUCGUGCAGCUCAGCUGAGCGUCCAUCAACGAUUUCACACCGGGGAGAAACCGUUCAGCUGCUCUGAAUGUGGGAAGAGAUUCACUCUGUCAUCUGACUUGAAAGUACAUCAGCGAGUUCACACUGGGGAGAGGCCAUUCACCUGCUCGCACUGUGGGAAGCGAUUCAUUCGGUCAUCUCAACUGAACACACAUCAGUGCUUUCACACUGGGGAGAAACCGUUCAUUUGCUCAGACUGUGGGAAAAGAUUCACUCUGUCAUUUCGCCUACUGAGGCACCAGUUAGUUCACACUGGGGAGAAACCGUUCAUCUGCUCAGACUGUGGAAAGGAGUUCGCUCGAUCAUCUGGCUUGAAAAUACAUCAGCGAGUUCACACUGGGGAGAGGCCGUUCACCUGCUCAGACUGUGGAAAGGAGUUUGCUGGGUCAUCGGAUUUGAAAAUACAUCUGCGAGUUCACAUUGGGGAGAGGCCGUUCACCUGCUCUGUGUGUGGGAAGGGAUUCACUCACUCAUCCACCCUACAGAGACACCAGCUGGUUCACACUGGGGAGAGGCCAUUCACUUGUUCUGAAUGUGGGAAGGGAUUCACUCAGUCAUCCAACCUUUUGUCACACCAGCGAAUCCACACUGGGGAGAGGCCGUUCAUCUGCUCAGAUUGUGGGAAGGCAUUCGCUCACUCAUCCACCCUUUUGUCACACCAGCGAAUCCACACUGGGGAGAGGCCCUGAAUGUGGGAAGGGAUUCACUCGGUCAUCCAAGCUACAGAGACACCAGUUAGUUCAUACUGGGGAGAAACCAUUCACUUUCUCAGAUUGUGGGAAGGGAUUCACUUAGUCAUCUGACUUGAAGCUACAUCAGCGAGUUCACACUGGGGACAGACCGUCAGACUAUAAGACUUAAGACCAGAAUAAGGCUGUUUACCCCAUCGAGUCUGUUCUGUCAUUUUAUCAUGGCUGAUCCAAAUUUGCUCUCCACUCCAAUCUCCUGUCUUGUCCCUGUAUCACUUCAUGCCCGGAUCAAUCAAGAUUCUAUCCACCUCUGCCCUAAAUGUACAUAAAGAAUUGGCCUCUACAGCUGUCUGUGGCACGGAAUUCCCCAGAUUCACCACUCUCAGUCUGUUCUCUGUCAUCUCCGUUCUAAAAGGACACCCCUCUAUUCUGAAGCUCUGUUCCCUGGUCGCAGACUCUUCCACCACAGGAAGCAUCCUUUCCACAUCCACUCUAUCAAGCCCUUCCACAGUUUGAUAAGUUUCCAUGAGGUCAGCCCUAAUUCCUCUGCUGAUCCAGGCUCAGGCCCAUUGAACGCUCUUCAUAUGACAAUCCAUUCAAUCCUGGAAUCUGUUUUUGUGAACAUACUCUGAACCUUCUCCAGUUUCGGCACAUCGUUUCCAAGAUCAGGGGCCCAGACCUGUCCUCCGAGUGUGGCCUCACCAGUGAUGACCAAAUUCCCAAAUUACAUCCUCGCUGAUA
Hypanus sabinus (Atlantic stingray) is the source of this 2424-nucleotide messenger RNA. Its product is annotated as zinc finger protein 420-like. Gene Ontology annotation, biological process: regulation of transcription by RNA polymerase II. The record is from RefSeq and is a predicted model, not a curated record. Gene Ontology annotation, cellular component: nucleus. Gene Ontology annotation, molecular function: DNA-binding transcription activator activity, RNA polymerase II-specific; RNA polymerase II cis-regulatory region sequence-specific DNA binding. NCBI's taxonomy places the organism in Eukaryota, Metazoa, Chordata, Chondrichthyes, Myliobatiformes, Dasyatidae. The transcript has a single exon. The annotation marks the transcript as partial.